UUUACAGGAAACUUUAAAAAUCACAAUAACGACGUAAUUGAAAACAGUGUGGGACAUAAUGUUUAUAAGCCAAUGGAGUUAAUCGAGUGAAUUACAGUAAUGUCCAUGCGACUUCCAUCUUCCAAUUUAUUUGGGGCAAAUGAAGCACCGCAGUUUGACACAUGGAACCUGGCUAACAGACCUGUUAUCUGCGAGUCCUACACCCUAACCACCAAAUACCGCCAGUGUAAGAACCCCGUCACACGGAGAUUUAAGGGCGUGCUUGGCUUUAAGCGGAAGCGACGCCCCGAGUCUCGUGCUGAAAGCGAGGGCGGAGAGUCUAACCACAGUCACGGCACGUCCGACAUCGACUUCGACAAGGAAUUCCCAGACGAUUUUGAUUACGAUGAAAAAGAAAACAAGGCAGAAGAAAAAUUAUCGAACACACCCAAAGUUGAUGUCUUGAUUCAGGAUCCGCCCCCAGAAUCUGUGACUUCAACUGACAUACAAGAGGAUACAGACCCCAAGACCGUAAUCAAACGCACCCCUUGUCAGGAGCUGUACAUCCGGUCCUGCAAGUUCCUUGACGUAAUUCCAGCGUCAACGUUCAUACGUCAUCUGGGGGACGAAAAAAUCCAAUUACGUCAUCACUUCCUCGGUCCAGACGGAACAAAAGCUUGCUGUAUGGCUCUUCUGGUAUGUUCUGAUGUUAGAUUAAUGAUUAGCUCACCUGAGUCAAAGACGUUCUGAUAGAAUUUGCCUGACGUCCCGUCUGUGAAGCUUAUAUUAUUGUGGGGGAUUGUCUCAAAGAAUAUCAACAUAUUCAUUGGCAU
Saccostrea cuccullata (small rock oyster) is the source of this 812-nucleotide messenger RNA. RefSeq lists its product as uncharacterized. Lineage: Eukaryota; Metazoa; Mollusca; Bivalvia; Ostreida; Ostreidae. The coding region runs from base 100 to 729 and encodes 209 amino acids. The transcript is spliced from 4 exons. The record is from RefSeq and is a predicted model, not a curated record.